AUGAAACUCAAUAAAAGUUUAAUCGCAAUAUUAUUAUUAUGUUUUGUGUUAUUUGUUAAUAUAAAUGUGUCCAAUGGGCAAGAUAGUUCGGUAGCACAAUCGGAAAACCCUACUCCUUCAAGUUCCGAACAACAAGUAGUACCAUCAUCACAAGAAGAUCAAACAGCUUCAUCAGCUGUUCCCGAACAAACUGACUCACAACAACAAGAAGCACCAGCUCAAUCAUCAGCUGCCCCAUCAACUGAUUCACAACAAGCUCCAACAGAAUCAACUGAAGCCCCAACUCAAUCAUCAGUCGAACAACCAGCACCAACAGAAUCAACUGAAACACCAGCCCAAUCAUCAGCUGCUGAACAACAAGCACCAGCAGAAUCAACUGAAGCCCCAGCUCAAUCAUCAGCUGCUGAACAACAAGCACCAGCAGAAUCAACUGAAGCCCCAGCUCAAUCAUCAGCUGCUGAACAACAAGCACCAGCAGAAUCAACUGAAGCCCCAGCUCAAUCAUCAGCUGCUGAACAACAAGCACCAGCAGAAUCAACUGAAGCUCCAGCUCAAUCAUCAGCUGCCGAACAACAAGCACCAGCAGAAUCAACUGAAGCCCCAGCUCAAUCAUCAGCUGCUGAACAACAAGCACCAGCAGAAUCAAAUGAAGCACCAGCUCAAUCAUCAGCUGCCGAACAAUCAGCAGAAUCAAAUGAAGCACCAGCUCAAUCAUCAGCUGCUGAACAACAAGCACCAGCAGAAUCAAAUGAAGCUCCAGCUCAAUCAUCAGCUGCCGAACAACCAGCAGAAUCAAAUGAAGCACCAGCUCAAUCAUCCUCAACUGUAGAACAACCACCAGCUGAAUCAUCAGCUGCACCAGAAGCAACAGAAGUUCCAGCUGAAUCUGCUGAACAACCAACUGAAUCAUCAAAUGCUGAACAACAACAAACUGACUCACAACAACCAACUCAAUCAUCAGGUGAAGAACAACAACAACCAACUGAUUCACAACAACAACCAACUGAUUCACAACAACAAACAACUGAUUCACAACAACAACAAACAUCAGAAUCAUCAAAUCCAACCCAAUCAUCAGGUGAACAACAACCAACCGAAUCAUCAAAUGCUGAACAACCAACUGAUUCACAACAACCACCAGCAGAAUCAUCAUCAGCCCCAGAAGCAACUGAAUCUCCAGAACAAUCAGGUGAAGAACAACCAACUGAAUCACAACAAGAAACAUCUGCUUCACCAACUGAAGAAAAUCAAACAUCUUCAACAGAAGAACAACAACAACCAGCCGAUUCAACCGCCUCUGUAGAACAACCAGCCGAAACAUCAUCAUCACAACAAACCUCAGAAGCACCAGCUCAAUCAAAUGAGCAACCAACUGAAUCAUCUGCCUCUUCUAAUCCAACUGAAUCAUCAUCUGCUACUCCAACUGAAUCAUCCACAGCUCCAACUGAAUCAUCUGCCACACCAGCUGAAUCAUCAACUGCCACAUCAGAAUCAUCUGAAGAAACCGUUGUAAAACCAGCCUCUGGAGAAGAUGGUUCAGAAGCCAUUGAAUCAGGAGAAACUGAAACAUCAGAAGAAUCAAUUGAAUCAGAAGAAACUGAAACAUCAAAUUCUGAAACAAGUCCAGCAAUUUCCAAAUCACCAAUCAACUCUGAUCCAACUCUUCCAAAUAUUAAUGAAUUUUCUGACGAUGAAAAAGCCUCACAAAAAGGUGGAAAACAAAAUAAAUUACAUUCAAGUACAGAAGAAACUUCUGAUGAAACAUCAUCCCAUAGUGAUUCAUCAAACUUAAAAUCAAAUAGUAUAUUCACAAUUGUAGCUGUAUCAUCGAUUAUCUAUUUAAUUUUGUAA
Molecule: messenger RNA, 1851 nt
Organism: Dictyostelium discoideum AX4
Lineage: Eukaryota; Evosea; Eumycetozoa; Dictyosteliales; Dictyosteliaceae
Exons: 1
Coding region: 1-1851 (616 amino acids)
Source: RefSeq, a predicted model, not a curated record